AUGACUGACAUCAUGUUUAAAAAAAAAUCUGUCUUAAUUAUGGAAAAUUCCUCUGAUGUAACAUCCAUCGUGUUGACUGCCUACUAUGGAAUGGAAAAAUUGAAGCAUGCAUACUUUUGCAUUUUUCUUAUUAUCUACAUCAUCAUUAUUACGGAAAACCUCAUUCUAAUUUCUGUGAUCGGUGUUGAGAAAAUGUUACACGAGCCAAUGUAUUUUUUUAUCGGCAACUUAGCAGCAAAUGGUGUCUAUGGAAGUACUGUUCUUUUGCCAGCCCUUUUGAGUAAUUUAUUAUCAACCAAAUAUGAGGUCUUACUAGCCUGUUGUCAAACCCAGAUAUAUGGUAUACAUACGUAUGGUAUGAUUGAAUUUACAGUUCUUGCUGUGAUGAGCUAUGAUAGAUAUGCUGCUAUCUGUCACCCAUUGCACUACCACACAAUCAUGUCACUAAGCAAAGUGUAUAAGCUUAUUGUGUUCACUUGGGUUUAUCCCUUGAUUGCAAUUCUGAUUUUUUUUAUUGUAACUCUUCAACUACGAUUUUGUCAACAGGCCAUUGACAAGUUGUACUGCACCAAUGACUCACUAGUGAAGCUAUCCUGCUCAAAUACAGCGGUUUUUAGCUAUGUAGGUUUAGCAUCUUUUAUUCCAUAUGCUUUUCCACAGUUAAUCAUGGUCCUUUUCUCGUAUGCACAGAUUUUCAGACUAUGUUUGUCUUCCAGGGAGAUGAAGACCAAAGCCAUCACAACUUGCAUUCCACACCUGUUUGCUUUCUCAAUGUAUUCUAUAGGGUGCUUGUUUGAAUUACUGCAAAGCAGAUUGGACCUACGUCAUCUGCCUUACGAAACUCGACUGUUCAUGUCCCUUUUCUUUCUGAUAUUUCCCCCUUUUUUCAAUCCACUCAUUUAUGGUUUGAGUAUUCGAUCCUUACGCCUGUCAGUGUUCAAAUGUAUUAAAGGUCAUAGAAAAACUCUGCCAACACAGUAG
Molecule: messenger RNA, 981 nt
Organism: Hypomesus transpacificus
Lineage: Eukaryota; Metazoa; Chordata; Actinopteri; Osmeriformes; Osmeridae
Product: olfactory receptor 142-like
Exons: 2
Coding region: 1-981 (326 amino acids)
Biological process (GO): G protein-coupled receptor signaling pathway
Cellular component (GO): membrane
Molecular function (GO): olfactory receptor activity; G protein-coupled receptor activity
Source: RefSeq, a predicted model, not a curated record